Portunus trituberculatus (swimming crab) is the source of this 2924-nucleotide messenger RNA. Its product is annotated as cytosolic Fe-S cluster assembly factor narfl-like. Lineage: Eukaryota; Metazoa; Arthropoda; Malacostraca; Decapoda; Portunidae. Bases 258 to 1667 code for a protein of 469 amino acids. The transcript is spliced from 12 exons. Gene Ontology annotation, molecular function: 4 iron, 4 sulfur cluster binding. The record is from RefSeq and is a predicted model, not a curated record. Gene Ontology annotation, cellular component: cytosolic [4Fe-4S] assembly targeting complex. Gene Ontology annotation, biological process: iron-sulfur cluster assembly.
GAGGUGCCGAUCCAAAGGCCUAGUUCCGGAGCGAUCACGAGAUACAAAGGCCUGACCCAGAAGAAAUUCUGCGUCACCUGUACCACCCGUAACCACAAGAUCAAGAUCAAGAUUACCUUAGAUGUAAACAAAGCUAGUGAAGGUAUAUUCGUAAACGUCUUCAGGAAGAUAUUACAUUAUACUGUUAGAUAUAGGAAGUGUACCCUUAUCUUUUAUCACUGAAGUAGAAGCAGAAGGUUUACCAUACCUUGAGAAUCAUGUCUGGCUUCAGUGGAGUGUUGAAACUUACCGAUCUUGAUGAUUUCAUAGCACCGUCGCAGGAAUGCAUCAAGCCAGUAAAAGUUGAGCAGAAGUCUGGUCGAGGUGUUAUACGAAUUGAGAAUGAUGGAGCAGAUGCUGCUAUGGCCGUGCAACCAAAGUAUGAAAAGGCCAAGAUAACUCUCAAUGACUGCCUGGCGUGCAGUGGCUGCAUCACGUCGGCUGAGGUGGUGCUGGUCAAUCAGCAGAGUCAUGAUGAGUUCUAUAGAGUUCUUGCUGAAAAUAACAGUAGAGAAAUUUCAGAGAAGUUGACCAUAAUAGUGUCCAUGUCGCCACAAGCUGUCCUCUCCAUUGCUGCCAAAUAUUCUUUAGGAGCUGAUGAAUGUGCACAAAAGUUAGCAAGUUAUUUCAAGAGAUUAGGAGCCCACUACAUCUUUGAUACAAACUUUGCUCGCAAUCUAAGCUUACUUGAAGCUGAGAGGGAAUUCCUGAAAAGAUAUAAGGAAAAGGAUUCAGAUCCUAAAACUCUACCUAUGCUUGCUUCUGCUUGUCCAGGAUGGGUUUGUUAUGCUGAGAAAACACAUGGUUCCUUCAUUCUGCCAUAUAUCAGCACUGUCAGGAGUCCUCAGCAGGUGAUGGGAAGUCUUGUCAAGGACCUGUGGGCUACACAGAAAGGCUUAACCCCUGAUAAGAUAUACCAUGUUACAGUAAUGCCGUGCUUUGACAAGAAGUUAGAGGCUGCUAGAGAGGACUUCUAUAAUGAAACCUUCUCAGCUCGUGAAGUGGACUGUGUCAUAACCUCAGUGGAGGUUGAGCAGAUGCUUGUUCGAGAUGAGGUGGAAUUGGUGACCUUGUCUCCUUGUUGCCUUGAUGGUGAUCUGAGCUCUGGCUCACAGCUCACCUCCCAUCCUGGGUCAUCGUCAGGUGGAUACGCUCACAGCAUAUUUAUUAAAGCUGCCAAGGAACUUUUCAAUCAAGAAAUUGAUGACUUACAGUGGAAAAUAUUGAGAAAUAAUGAUUUUCGUGAAGUAAUCCUUGAGGUGAAUGGCGAAACAGUAUUGCGCUUUGCUCUUGCCUAUGGCUUCCGUAAUAUUCAGAACUUGGUACAGAAGCUCAAGAGAGGGAAGAGUCCUUACCAUUACAUAGAAGUGAUGGCCUGUCCUUCAGGGUGCUUGAAUGGUGGGGCACAAGUUCGUCCAGAGAGUGGAAUCUCUUCAAAGGAGUUGGUGGCCCAGCUUGAGGAGGCUUAUCAGAGUCUUCCUGCAUCAAGGCCACAUGAUGACCAGCGAGUACUGUCCUGUUACUCAGAGUGGCUUGGUGGCCAUGACUCGGAGAAGACUCGUCAAGUACUGCAUGCCAAAUACAAAGCAGUGGAGAAGAAUGUGAAUGCUCUAGGAAUCAAAUGGUAGUUAUUGGUAUGUGUGUGUGUGUGUGUCUGUGUGUGUGUGUGUGUGUGUGUGUGUGUGUGCACAUAGAAAAUAUAUUGGUUGCAAUAAUUGAAAAGGAAAAUAUAAUAGCAGAAGUUAACACUCAUCAUGAUUUAUCUUAAUACAGUGAUUAUAUCAAAGAGAAGAUGUUUCAGUAUGUGCUUCACUGUGAAGUUUGAUAAUAGAAUAAUUUCACCAAGUAGAAGUAGGUAGAAGAUACAGCACAGGUAGAUUAUGUAGAUCGUGGGAAAUUUUAAAGAUUGACAGUUGUGGGUAGGAGUCACGAUUUAUAGUGCUGAUUUUAAAGUUUGGAAUUUAAGAAAAAAAUGGGAUAAAAGAAGUAUGAAGAAUGAUAGGAUAGAAUAAAAAGAGUACAUGUAUUAAAGUGGUGCUGGUGGCGAGUUACUUGUGUGCAAAGAUAUUGGGAAAUGUUUGUAGGCUUGAUUGUGAGUGUGUCUGUGGGAUGUCAUCUUAGCCACCCUUUUAUGCAGGGAUAUUGACAUAGUAUAUGGGUAUUGGAGCAGGAAAACAAUAAUUGUGGUCUUCAGAGAAAAAGAUAAAAAUGAAAUUGCCAUUACCUUAGAACAGUCUCAUGUCCAGAGAUGUAUUGACUGUGGAUUACAUUUGUUUAAUUCAGUGGUUGUCAAAUUUAAAAUUACAUUUACUUUAUCCUAUUACUUUUCAAAGGGUCAUACUUAUUCUAUUUCACUCAUCUAUUCCAUUCAGUUGGUCAGCCAUCUUAUUGUGGUGCAUUUCACUGCUUCCAUCACAUUACAACUUAUUCCUUUUUCAAUCCCAGAUAAUUUAUAUACACGUUUCUUAUCUUCAUUCACUCUGACAGUACCACAGACUUGCUGUUUAUUUGAUACCCAAGUGUCACGAAUGUGUGUUGCUGUCCUUCUUAAAUAAGAAUGUUUUACUUCUUUCUUCUCUAUCCUUUCUUUCAUAAUGUUCCCUAAAGGUCACCACUACUUUCUCCCCUGUACAGCCUUCUCUUUAGUCUCUCCCAUGCUUUUGUACACAGGAUAGAGUCAUUUGAUUAAAAAUCAGUUCCCCUGUGAGAUCAUUUUAUGAAAUGGCCCUGUUACUGAAAUGCCUUGGCAUAGAUGGUGUGGUAAACUUAUAAGACAGCUAUAUCAAUAUUUUUGAGCAAAGCAAAUGUGUAAAUAUGUUUGUAAUAUACUAUAAAUAAACUUUAGCACAUAAAAUGUAAUAAGAAUAAAUACUAUUCCACUUACU